Molecule: messenger RNA, 278 nt
Organism: Cricetulus griseus (Chinese hamster)
Lineage: Eukaryota; Metazoa; Chordata; Mammalia; Rodentia; Cricetidae
Source: RefSeq, a predicted model, not a curated record
GAAUGCCUGAGUCGAUAAAACCUCUGCCCAACUGCUGCCAUAAGUACUAUGAGAAAGAGCUGCCGAAGAAACGGGUGGCAGGAUACAAAGAGGCCCUCAACUGCCACCUGCCAGCAAUCAUCUUUGUCACCAAGAGGAAUGUACAAGUCUGUGCCAACCCUAAAGAGGAAUGGGUCAAAGAGUACAUCAAGGAUCCUAAAAUACCUUUGAUGCCUCACAGGAAUUUAGCCUAGUCUACAGUUAAGAAGAGUGGACAGCCCCAGCUCCUCCGUUCUUGA